Messenger RNA from Tuber aestivum (summer truffle), 1777 nucleotides. The record is from the annotation of a GenBank genome assembly. Lineage: Eukaryota; Fungi; Ascomycota; Pezizomycetes; Pezizales; Tuberaceae.
AUACUUCUAACAUGCAAAUACUCAUGACUGUUAGGCGCUGGAUAACGGUAAUAUAAACCCGAUCAAAUGAAUUACAGACUCUAAUUCUAACCAACCUCUCAGGCACCGGCAUCCCUCCUGAUCGGGGGCGGGGGCGAGGACGCAGAGUUCGUGGCCGAAGUUGAAACCCCGGGGAACCUUAUACGAGUACAUGAAGUGAGGAGAAGGAAGGACGGUAUUCGAGAACUCAAACGCCGCCUGGAAGACUCCAGGAUCGAGAAUUCAAACUUGGCAAGAGAGCUCCAGGGCUCACAGCAUGAAAAUUCCACCCUCGAUAACCACCACCGGGAGGCACUUGGCCAGCUCGAGAAAGUUCAGGCCAUGGAAAAAACCCAUCGUGUAAAGCUUGAAGAGGCUGUCGAAUACUGUAAUAAUCUCCAUGCCAAGCACGAGAACCUUGUUACCAAGUAUCGGGAAGUUGCAGCGACGAACAGGAACCAAAAGCAAGAGUUAACAUUCAUGAAGGAGACCAAUACCAAGAUCCGCACCGAAUUGGAGACACGAUCUGCCCAACUCAAUAAAUUUACAGCGGAAAUUGCGCGCCAAAGCCAGCGAGUCAAUACUUCGGCAAUCCGAGACGAUGAGUACUUUGCAAGAAAGUUCGCAGAUCUUGCAAAGGAUAUACGCAAUUGGUCGUUUACAUACUUUUUUCCCCGCUCACAGACUUUUGAUCCUACAGCAGUCACCAACGAUCUCCAGGACGCCAUUAGUGCGAUCACAGGCGGUGUUAGCUUACGUGAGGUUUUCAAGAACCGCGCCACAGGCCGCAGAGUUGUUGCUGGACUGCUUGCCGAUCAAUUGAAAAAGCGAGUCCUCGACCCUUUGCUGUUGGAUCUACUGCAUGAGGAGUUCCUCGGUUUCGAAAAUACGGUCGCAAAGACCGGUAAGUGAAUCGGCCCUUUUACACAAUCCCGACGUGCUGACUUGAAAAAAGGUACCGAAAAAAGCGCGUGGUUAUCGCAAACGCUAAGUUUAUUCGUCAAGAGCGAGCAUUUCGAAGAGAAGCUGAGUAAAAAAGUCGGCAUCUUAUCCAGAGAGCUCAAUGAAAAGCUAGGGGUAUUGGCGCAGGAGUCCAGCGAAUCCAAAGCUUCCAAACGCUGCCAAAAAUUAUUAGCCAUAGUCCAACGAGCUGCCAAUCUAGCAGUAGAAAUUUCACAACAACCCUACUGGUUCCUCUUCUUCGCCCCCCUGCCCGGAAGCAAGUUUAACCCGCGCUUGAUGGAAGAUGUUGAGACAGAAUUGUUUCUGGAGGAAGCCAAUCCGGGCGCCCGUGAGGCCGAUCGCACUGUCUCUAUUCCUGUUUUUCCCAGUGUCGCCCGUCAAGAGCAUGUUGAGGGAGGGCACAAACCUACCCACAUUGUUAUUAAUAAGGCUUGGGUAACUCUCGAGACGGUGGAUAGUCACACGGCUGUCGAGCAAAAGGAUGCCGAUAUGGCGAGCGAACAGGCAAAGGUGGAUGUGGAAUCCGGUGGGAGAUCUCCCAGCGGGUGUGACGGAGGUAGGGGAGAACUGGGAGCUCAAGGCGGAGAUGGGAGUGAGGUUCUUCAGCACUCGGACAUGCCGGCCACUGAAGUUGCACCCCCGGUAUUACCACCCCAAAAAUCGCCAGCGGUGGCGAGCCAACAGGAAUAUCUAGCAGUGGACGUAGACCUUGCUCGAAAAAAAAUGGAAAUGGUUUCUUUAACUUGAUUGUAUUGUCUCAAUGAUGUACAGUACUCUAUUAUCUUCAUCUCUUUUA